Molecule: messenger RNA, 1257 nt
Organism: Alternaria atra
Lineage: Eukaryota; Fungi; Ascomycota; Dothideomycetes; Pleosporales; Pleosporaceae
Exons: 2
Coding region: 1-1257 (418 amino acids)
Source: RefSeq, a predicted model, not a curated record
AUGCGUUUCAACGUCUUCCUCGCAGCCGCCGCUGUUGCGAACGCCGCAGUCAUCCCCCAGAUUCCCCAGCCCAAGGAUGCGGUCAACGAUGUCACUUCUGGUGUCAAGUCGACCGUUGAUGGUGUCAUUCUCCCUAAGGUUAACGCCCACGUAGGCCGACGUGCCCAGGCAAAUGUCGGCGCCAAGGUCGAUGCUCUGGGUCUUAAGGCUGAGCCAAAGGUCGGCGUCGCUCUAGGACGACGGGGCGACGCACAGGUCGGCGCGAAGGUCAACUUAGAAGGCGUUACAUACGACAACGUCAACGCAACCGUUGGCAAGAGUGUUGGCGCUAAGGUCGGCGCAAAUGUCAACGCUCCUGGCCUCAAUGUCGACCCCAAGGUCAACGCCAACGUAGGCCGAAGUGUUGAUGCCAACGUUGACGCCAAGGUCAACGCUCUGGGCCUCUCUGCUGCCGCUGAUGUCGAUGCUUCUCUCGGCAAGCGUGUUGACGCAUCUGUCGACGCCAAGGUCAACAGUCUCGGUGUUGACGCUGAUGCUUCCGUUGACGUUGAUGCUUCUGUUGACGUUGAUGCUUCCGUCGACGCUGGCCUGAACAGGCGCGAGAUCCCUGACGUCAAGGUCCCCGAAGUCAAGAUCCCUGAAGCCAACGGCCUUGCUGGCGAUGUCACUUCUGGUGUCAAGUCCACCGUCAACGAUGUCAAGGACAUUGAUGUUGACGUCGAUGCUUCUCUCGAGGCCGACCUGGACAAGCGCCAAAUCCCCGAUGUCAAGAUCCCCGGUGUCGACAGUCUCGUUGGUGACCUCAAGACUGGUGUUAACGGCGUCAAGGAUGGUGUUACCUCUACCGUCGACCAAGUCAAGAACAUUGACAGUCACGUCGAUGCUCUGGACAAGUCUGUUGACGACGCUAUCACCAAGCGUCAGCUUCCCGACGUUAACGGUCUCGUAGGUGAUGUCGAGGGUGCCGUUCCUGGCGUGAAGCCCGUCGAGGAUGCCGUUACCCCUGCUAUCAACGAUGUCAAGGACAACGUCGUCGGCGGUGUCACUGGUGUCGUUUCUCCUAUUGUCAACGACGUCAAGGAUGGCGUCACAUCUUCUGUCACUCCCGUUGUCUACGGUGUCACCGGUGCUGUCGACUCCAUUGCCAACCCCGUCAAAGACGCUGUUACUCCCGUUGCCGACAACGUUAAGGGUGCUGUUGAGCCUGCUGUCAAGAACUUCACCGACAAUGUCACUCCUGUCGUCAACAACGUCUAG